CAGCUGUAGAAAGGAAUGUAGAAUGUCCCUUUGGGUGUUUCAAAGAAGAAACAAAGCAUUGCUAGCCAGUGGACACAAAUAUAGCUGCCAAGGCUGAGGUUCUUCAAACUUGUAACAAAUGGACAGAUCUCACAGAUCUCUGUCUUUUUUGUUAUCGGAGAAGAGAGCCAUGCGCACUGAUGUUUCAACACCUUUUUUUCUUCAGUGAGCCACUGCAAAUCCCCAUCUUGGGAGCCAGUCUCCCUGAAGACUGCUGGUCACCAGAUGGACACUGCAUCCGGACAGGUUUUGGGAGUUUUUGUUUCUCCCCAUUUCUUACAUUUUAUAAGAUCUAGCGCAAUGAAGGAUUCUGAGCUUCUUUGUGUCUCAAUCUAGAAAUGAGGCAGGAGUUGUUGUUGAUGAUGGAAGACUCAAAAGCUUGAUAUGCUUGAGAUAUUUGGAUGAACCUAAAAAACAAGAUAUUACACAACUCUGAAGACUGUACAUUUGUUACGUUUUUAUCAUUCCCCUUUCUGUCUCCCAAAGCAGUUACUCUACUUCAAACUUAAGAACGGAAAAUGGAACGUUGACAGACAGGAAAAGAGAUUUAAAGAUGGGCUUAAAGCCAACCUCAAAAACAUAGACACCAAGAACCGGGAAGCCCUGGCCCUUGAGCAUUCUAACUGGAGGUCAGCUGCGACCAGCAGUGCUGCAGAAUUCAAAGAGGCACAAAUGGAGGGCGAAAGGGAGAAAUGUGCCAAGAGGAAGGCAGAUCAAGCCAACCCCGACUGGGACCAUCUUCUGUCUGGAAACCAAUGUCCUCACUGUGGGAGAACAUGCGGAUCAAGAAUAGGAGUCCACAGCCACCUAAGGACUCACCACCAAGACACCACAUUUGGAAGACAACCAUCCUCAAGCUAUGAGGGAUCACCUAAGUAACCCUAACUUUUGUGUGUUGCAAAUAUAAAAGGCAAGCCAUGUGACGGGGGACAGAAGAACAAAAGCAUUUGGAAGUAACAAGACCUCUUUUUAGCUCUCGCUUUAGGAGUCCAGAAGAGGGAAGGAGCAGCACAUUUUGCAAAGCUAUACCCGAGAUGUUUUGAUGGAUUAUAACUUCAACGGUGGGACCCAAAACCAGCAAUGACAACCCAAAGACUUACAACAGACCCUUCACUUCCCUCAAAAGGGACUGGAUCUCAGCCUUUAGAGUUCUUUUGAUACUCUACCGCCCUCUACUGUUACUCCUGAGAAGUUCUUCAAUGAUGGGAAGUCAUGUACUAGCCGCUUCAAUUUCUGUGCUGUCCCUUUUGGCAAUAAUGGGAGACACGGACAGUAAAACUGACGGCACUUUCAUGAUGGAUUCAGAUCCAGGACGCUGUAUGAGGCAUCACUAUGUUGAUUCCAUCAGUCACCCUUUGUACAAGUGCAGUUCAAAGAUGGUGCUCCUGGCUCGUUGUGAGGGACGCUGCACUCAGACGUCACGCUCUGAGCCGAUGGUGUCCUUCAGCACAGUCCUGAAACAGCCUUUCCGAUCCACAUGCCACUGCUGCCGGCCACAGACUUCUAAACUGAAGGCCAUGAGGUUGCGCUGCUCAGGUGGCAUGAGGCUCACCGCUACCUACCGUUACAUCCUCUCGUGCCAUUGUGAGGAGUGCAACUCUUAGGAGGAGGAAAAGUCUGCUGCAGCAGAAUAAGUGAAAGGGACACAAGCUCAGCAGCAGUGCUCCCAGUGGCAACAAUGGACACCAGGGUAGCCUUUCAACAGCAUACUCGCACACAGGAUCAUUAAUAUGGAUUUCAUUUUCAAGCUACAUAGAAUGUGUGAACAUUGACAAUGCUUGGGAAAGUGCCAAAUCAUGAAACAGACAUCGGAAUGUAUAUUUACGUUGAAGACAAAAACUCAUGUUAUGGGAACGGAAGGACCUGAAUACUGGGAAAUAUAUAUUUUAUUAGAAAGAUAAUAAGGGUAUAUUUUUUGUCUCAGCAGUUCUUUAAUCCUAACUAUGGGCCAAUUAGGAAUUAUGGCUCACCAUUUGAAUGUCCUGCCAGUAAUGUAACAAACACACAGAAAAAAGCCAAGACAUAUAGAAUAUGUACAAUGAAUGUCAUUGUGUACAGAAUAUUUUGUUCUAGAAGAAGUGAAAGAUGAUGUCCCUGUAUAUAGAAGCCUAUUGUAUCUUUUAAUGUUGUCUCUUAGUUUAUAUUGGCCUUGAAAAUGGACUGUGUUGAUGGUAAGAGUUAUAUUUUAUCUGGUCUGGCAGCCAAAUGCUGGACAACUUAUUGUGAUUUAGGUGCAGUUACUAAAUAAAUAACAGAAAAUUUAUUGACCUA
Messenger RNA from Anolis sagrei ordinatus, 2310 nucleotides. RefSeq names its product norrin cystine knot growth factor NDP (gene NDP). The record is from RefSeq and is a predicted model, not a curated record. Lineage: Eukaryota; Metazoa; Chordata; Lepidosauria; Squamata; Anolidae. Gene Ontology annotation, molecular function: frizzled binding; cytokine activity. Gene Ontology annotation, biological process: Wnt signaling pathway; positive regulation of DNA-templated transcription; Norrin signaling pathway.